AUGCACCAGCUUCGGAAACCGCUUGAUGCUCUUCUCAAGAAGGAUGCCAAGUUCGUGUGGAACAACGAUUGCCAGAGGUCUUUUAGAAGAUUCAAGGAAAUUCUGCAAUCUGACCUCCUGCUAACCCAUUACGACCCGGUUAUGGAAUUCAUCGUUGCAGUAGAUGCAUCUCAAUCGGGAAUUGGUGCCUGCACAAUGCAUAAGUUUCCAGAUGGUGCUAUCAAAGUCGUUUCACAUGCAUCCCGCUCCCUCACCGCUGCUGAAAGAGGAUACGGACAAGUAGAGAAGGAAGGUCUAGCUUUGGUGUUCGCUGUAACGAAGUUUCACCGAAUGCUACUUGGUCGCAAAUUCACUCUUCAAACAGACCAUCAGCCACUCUUGAGGAUUUUUGGGUCCAAAAAGGGAAUUCCGCUCCACACAGCAAACCGUCUUCAACGAUGGGCAUUGACGCUAUUGGGCUACGAUUUCGACAUUCAGUAUGUAUCUACCAGCCAGUUUGGAAAUGCCGAUGUAUUAUCUCGCCUGAUCAGUCAUCACUCAAAAACGGAAGAAGAUUUUGUCAUCGCUUCAAUCCAACUGGAAAACGACAUCGAGGUUUCACUUAAAGAAGCUGUUAGUAUACUACCUGUGACAUUCAACAUGGUACGAGCUGCUACAGUCAAGUGCCCCAUACUACAGCAAGUUAUCAAAUUCAUCAAUGAAGGAUGGCCUUGUAACAUCAAAGAAAUAGUAAAUUCCGAUGUACAACCGUUUUACAUUUAUCGUGAUGUCCUGGAAAUAGUGAAAGGGUGCGUUAUGUUUUCCAACCGUUUGAUGAUUCCUGAGACAUAUCGCAAACCAAUCCUUAAACAACUUCAUAAGGGGCAUCCUGGGAUGGAAAGAAUGAAAGCUCUUGCUAGAAGCCAUGUAUACUGGCCCCGAAUCGAUGAUGAUGUUGUCGAUCACGUCAAGCGAUGUGACAGCUGUGCUACUCAUUCGAAGACACCUCCAAAGGUUCCUCUGCAAUCAUGGCCACUGUCACAGUUUCCUUGGGAACGCAUCCACGUCGAUUUUGCUGGACCUAUCAACGGUCUUCACUUUUUAGUUGUUGUUGAUUCGUUUUCCAAAUGGCCCGAAAUUACCGUCGUACAUGCUCCGACUACAUCAACUGUCAUCAAGUUUCUGGAUGAAUUAUUCGCCCGUUUUGGAGUUCCGACCACUAUCGUUUCGGACAAUGGUUCACAGUUUUCAUCGAUGCAGUUCACAGCAUUCUGUAACAAAAAUGGUGUUCAACAUUUGCAGAUUUCCCCGUACCACCCACAGUCAAACGGACAAGCGGAACGCUUCGUAGAUACAUUGAAGACAGCGUUAUGCAAGAUCAAUGAGGGGGAAGGUAUCUCAGAAUCACUGCAAAUCUUUCUGCAAGCUUACAGGUCAACUCCAAGUCGUGUACUGAAUGGUAAAACACCAUCUCAACUGAUGAUCGGAAGAAACAUACGGACAGUUCUAAGUCUUCUCCGACCACGACAAUCGAUGCCGCUAGCAAUCAACCAGCAACAGAACGACCAGUUUAACCGCAAGCAUGGUGCAGUACUUCGGACCUUACAAGCAGGUAGUGUGUUUGGACUGGAGUCGAACGCAAGUUCAUCGACCACACCAGCGAAUCAACUAUCCAGUGAAAUUGAACGAUGUGAUGAAAAUUUAGUUUGUUUAGAGAAUGAAAAUCCGGAGAUAGUAGACGAAAAUGCUAACAUUCGUCGCUCGCAUAGUCUGCCACGGAACAAUCAACAGAAAAAUCGAGAAAAACGUUAG
Malaya genurostris is the source of this 1791-nucleotide messenger RNA. RefSeq lists its product as uncharacterized. The record is from RefSeq and is a predicted model, not a curated record. The transcript is spliced from 2 exons. The coding region runs from base 1 to 1791 and encodes 596 amino acids. Gene Ontology annotation, molecular function: nucleic acid binding. Lineage: Eukaryota; Metazoa; Arthropoda; Insecta; Diptera; Culicidae. Gene Ontology annotation, biological process: DNA integration.